Vicia faba (fava bean) is the source of this 2247-nucleotide messenger RNA. The record is from the annotation of a GenBank genome assembly. Lineage: Eukaryota; Viridiplantae; Streptophyta; Magnoliopsida; Fabales; Fabaceae.
AUGAAAAGAGAGUGUCAUCCAUUGUUGAGAGGUGUGAGAGCUAACAAAUACAAACAUGGUUUUUCUGUAGCUGAGAUGGAUUCACUCACAAGCAUAUGUGAAGCUGUUUUUCCUUCAUUGCCAAUGGAUGAUGAUGAUGAGUCAAACAACGAUGUCAAAUCUUUCUUCAACCUCUCUGCUUCUCAGUAUCCAUUACCUCACGAGGUUGCUGAGACGUUAGUAAAGAGAGGUUUAACAGAAGCAGUGAUAUUGAUUAGAGUGAUUCUAUGGCUUCUGUCCACGAGGUUUGGGACUUUUUUGAUUUGUGGUUUUCUCUGUCUUAGUAAGAAAUGGCCAUUUAUCAACAAUUUUUCAAGCUUGUCUUUGGAUCAAAGAGAAAAGAUUGUGCAGAGGUGUCUCAAGCUUAGGUUCUUAACUCCUAUAAGACUCGCAUUUGUUUACAUCAAAAUCCUAUGUCUCUUCGGUUUCUUCUCUCGGGUUGAUGAAAAUGGCGAUAAUCCAGCAUGGAAAGCCAUUGGAUAUGAUAUAUCAUCAUCUGGUGAGGAAAUGAGCAAUCUCGGCGAUAAAAAGAGACCUUUAGAAAAUGGGAUUAUAGAAACCAUGCAUGAAAAUGACACGACUCUUGAACAAUCUCUAUCAAACAAAGGUCUCAAUGUUAGAUUUGAUUCCAAAAACAAGAUCCUCAAAAUCAAAUGUGAUGCAGUAAUUGUUGGUUCUGGCUGUGGAGGAGGAGUAGCAGCUUCUGUGCUUUCAAAAGCGGGCCACAAAAUCAUUGUUCUAGAGAAAGGAAACUACUUUGUUCCUAAAGAUUAUUCAUCGCUAGAAGGUCCUUCGAUGGAUCAACAAUACGAAUGUGGAGGCAUGUUAGCUUCUGCUGAUUCAAGAAUGAUUGUUUUAGCAGGUUCAACCGUUGGUGGGGGUUCAGCUGUUAAUUGGUCAGCCUGUAUAAAAACACCAAAAGAAGUGUUGAAAGAAUGGGCAAAGAAACACAAACUUUCGCUCUUUGAAAGCUUUGAGUAUCUAUCUGCAAUGGAAACUGUGUGUGAGAGAAUUGGUGUGAACGAAAAUUGUACACGAGAAGGGUUUCAAAAUCAAGUACUGAGAAAAGGAUGUCAAAAUCUCGGAUUAAAAGUUGAUUAUGUUCCAAGAAACUCCUCCGGGAAUCAUUAUUGUGGUUCAUGUGGUUAUGGUUGUAGAAAAGGUGAGAAACAAGGGACUCAAGCUACAUGGCUUGUAGAUGCUGUUGAAAAUGGUGCAGUGAUAAUAACAGGAUGUAAAGCUGAGAGGUUUUUGUUCGAAACUAAUAACCGAAAUGGAAGUAUAAGAAACAAGAAAUGUUUGGGAGUGUCGGCCAAGAUUUUAAACAGUAGAGUCACAAUGAAGCUAGAGAUUGAGGCCAAAGUGACAGUUUCUGCUGGUGGGGCAAUUAUGACACCUCCAUUGAUGAUUUCUAGUGGUUUAAAGAAUAGAAAUAUUGGUAGAAAUCUUCAUCUUCACCCUGUGUUAAUGACAUGGGGUUACUUUCCAGAAUCAAAUUCAGAUUUCAAAGGUAAAGCAUAUGAAGGAGGAAUAAUCACAUCUGUUCAUCAAGUACAAUCAUCAAGUGAUGAUUCAGAUUCAGAUACAAGGGCAAUAAUCGAAACACCAUUACUAGGACCAGCAUCAUUAGCAACACUAUGUCCAUGGGAAUCAGGCCAUGAUUUCAAACAAAGAAUGCUAAAGUAUCCAAGAACAUCACAUUUAAUAACAAUAAUAAGAGACAAAGCAAGUGGACAAGUAACAAAGGAAGGAAGAAUAAGCUACAAACUGAAUUCAACCGACAAAGAGAAUAUGAGAAGUGGUUUACAACAAGCAGUAAGGAUUCUAAUAGCGGCCGGAGCAGUUGAAGUAGGAACACACAGAAGUGAUGGACAGAGAAUCAAGUGUAAUGAGAAUAUUAGUGAAAAGGAAAUUGAAAAGUUUAUAGAUAGUGUUUGUCCUGUGGAAGCAGCAUUGUCACCAGGUGAGAAUUGGAAUCUAUAUACUUCUGCUCAUCAAAUGGGAAGUUGUAGAAUGGGUGUGAAUGAAAAGGAAGGUGGUGUCGAUGAAAAUGGUCAGAGUUGGGAAGCUGAAGGACUGUUUGUUUGUGAUGCAAGUUUGCUUCCUAGUGCUGUUGGUGUUAAUCCUAUGAUUACUAUUCAAUCAACUGCUUAUUGUGUAUCAAAUCGAAUUCUUGAUUAUCUUGGAAAGGGUACUCAAGUAUCAUAA